Molecule: messenger RNA, 1945 nt
Organism: Zophobas morio
Lineage: Eukaryota; Metazoa; Arthropoda; Insecta; Coleoptera; Tenebrionidae
Product: endothelin-converting enzyme homolog
Exons: 20
Coding region: 176-1891 (571 amino acids)
Biological process (GO): protein processing
Cellular component (GO): plasma membrane
Molecular function (GO): metalloendopeptidase activity
Source: RefSeq, a predicted model, not a curated record
CUGCAAUGGCAACUGGAAAGAUGAAAUCCCGGAAACUGACUUUCGUUUGGAUUUUAUAUCAAUUUUGCAGAAUGUCACUUUUUACCAACUGCUAAGUAUAAUUACCGAUCUCACUAUUGAAGAUACUAAUACUUCUACUGAUGCUGGAAAACUUGCGUUAUUAUGGUCCUCUGCAAUGGACUUGGAAAAAAUCGAAGAGGUUGGAAUAACGCCUUUAAACGACUUAUUUGAAGAAAUUGAUAAAAUUUCUUCUCUUUCAGACUUUGUGAAGUUUGUCGCCAAAAGCCACAAGUACGGUGUUAAUAUUCUUUUUGACAUUGCGAGUGAGGCUCAUCCGGAGAACAGCCAGAGAACCAUCCUUUGGAUUUAUGAAGCUGUUUUUGGAUUACCGAGUAAAGAAUACUAUUUUGAUGCCGACAAGGAAGAACUGCGGAGCGCUUAUCUCAGUUUUAUAACCGAAAUCUUAACUAUGGCAGGGCUAGAAAAUGCUCAUACAAUUUCUCUAGAGAUUAUGGCGCUCGAAACCGAAAUUGCCAAAGCUGCUAAGUCGAGUAUUGAAGGGAGGGAUUUAAAAGGAAUGACUAACUUGAGAACACUCGAGGAGCUCCCCUCGAGUUGGUUAUGGCAGGAAUACUUUGAAAUUGUUGGAGAGGACUGCCUCGAUGUCAACGCACUGAGCACCAUUUGUGUCUUCAAUCCAACCUACCUCGAAUUUGUGGUCGGCCUUUUCUCCAGCGAUCCGGACCGUCUGGCGUUACUGAAACACUAUGCUAAGUGGCAAACUCUCCUCACCUUCGCGCCCUUUCUUUCCAGCGGAUUCGUAGAUGCUCAUUUCCGUUUUUUCGGGCAGACUUUACAAGGCCAACCGCGUCCCGUGGACCGCUGGGUCUGGUUGAUAAGACUCCUUAACUACCAAGCAGGCGAUCUUCUCGGAAAACUCUACUGCGACCGCUACUUCCCGCCUUCUUCCAGAGACUACGUGCUUGAUUUAGCUGAAACCAUUAUUGUUUCGUUGAGAGAUAUCAUCGGUAAAGUGGAAUGGAUGGAGGAGAGUACUAAGUUCCACGCUUUAGAGAAGCUGAAGAACCUGCAACUAAAAGUUGGCUAUCCUAAUAAGUAUACAGACUACAGGGCUUUUAUGCCGUCAAAGGAGGACAACUUUGUGUCCAUCGUCCGCCAGCUGUUUGAGUUCAACUUGAAGUGGGAUCUCCGUUAUGUUGGCAAGCCCACUAGUAGGGAUCGAUGGCUUGUGGCCCCGCAGACGGUCAAUGCCUACUACCACCCCUUUUCUAACGUGAUUGUCCUUCCAGCAGGCAUUCUGCAAGGCUAUUCUUUUGGCCCCGAAAAAGAUCUUUGCGUUAACUACGGCGCCAUUGGGGCCAUUAUUAGCCACGAAUGCACGCACGGGUACGACGACCAGGGCAAAGAUGUGGAUGCUUACGGGAACUUGGCCAAUUGGUGGUCACCAAACGACAUCCAAAAGUAUAACGAGCGGUUGCGACCAAUUAUAGAGCAGUAUUCGUCUUUGAGGGUCAUUGGUGACCACUACGUGGACGGCAAUCUCACGCUAGGUGAGAAUAUAGCCGACAUUGGUGGUGUCAAGUGCGCGUACCACGCUAUGCAGAAGGCUCUUCAGCGGCAUCCAGAGGCCAACAAAAUCAUCGACAACUUCACUCCUUCGCAACGCUUUUUUAUUUCCUGGUGCCAACUGUCUCGGGAAAAGACUCGAGAAGCUUACCUGCUUCAUCAACUGCGAACCGACGAGCAUCCACCCUCUAAAGUGCGGGCCACGCAAACGCUGAGAAAUAUACCGGCGUUUUAUGAAGCCUUUCAAGUACAGGAAGGAGAUUUAAUGUUUCUUAAGAAUGAAUCUAGAGGGGAAAUCUGGUGAUGCGCACUUCUGAAAUUGCUUAGCUUUUAGUUUUUAUAUUGAACAAGAGGCGAU